AUGGGAUCUGUAUUUUUACCUCAUUUACAUACUGGAUGGCAUGUAGAUCAAGCAAUAUUGUCUGAGGAUGAAAGGUUAGUCAUAAUAAGAUUUGGAAAGGACUAUGAUCGGGAAUGUAUGAUCAUGGAUGAGUUGUUGUUUAGUAUUGCAGAAAAAGUCAAGAACUUUGCUGCGAUAUAUCUAUGUGAUAUCGAAGAAGUGCCCGACUUCAAUACCAUGUAUGAAUUAAAUGAUCCAUGUACUAUCAUGUUUUUUUAUCGAAAUAAACAUAUGAUGUGUGAUUUUGGCACGGGAAAUAAUAAUAAACUAAAUUUCUUAAUACGAGAUAAACAGGAGCUAAUUGAUAUAAUAGAGACGAUUUAUAGAGGAGCAAGAAAGGGCAAGGGAUUGGUUGUUAGCCCGAAAGACUACAGUUCAGUUCGAAAGCCUUGA
Molecule: messenger RNA, 432 nt
Organism: Priceomyces carsonii
Lineage: Eukaryota; Fungi; Ascomycota; Pichiomycetes; Serinales; Debaryomycetaceae
Product: U4/U6-U5 snRNP complex subunit
Exons: 1
Coding region: 1-432 (143 amino acids)
Biological process (GO): mRNA splicing, via spliceosome
Cellular component (GO): U4/U6 x U5 tri-snRNP complex; spliceosomal complex; U5 snRNP
Source: RefSeq, a predicted model, not a curated record